AGCUGAAAUCAGGAGCUCUCAGUUAAGCUUCAGUCCGCCGUCCCGUUAACUCUACGCCACAUCUCUGUGUAUCAAGGUCCGCCAUGGGGGUCGAAGGCUGCACCAAAUGCAUCAAGUACCUGCUCUUCUUCUUCAACUUCAUCUUCUGGCUUGCAGGAGGUGUAAUCCUGGGCGUGGCCCUAUGGCUGAGACACGAUCCCCAGACUAGCAACCUGCUAGGAGUUGAAUUUGAAGGAGCCCAACCGCCAAGCACCUUCUACAUCAGUGUCCACAUCCUGAUCGGUGUCGGCGCUGUGAUGAUGGUUGUCGGGUUCCUCGGUUGCUACGGUGCCAUCCAGGAGUCCCAAUGUCUGCUGGGAACUUUCUUCGCCUGCCUGGUCAUCCUGUUCGCCUGCGAGGUUGCAGCUGGUAUCUGGGGCUUCAUGCAUAAAGACACUGUGUCAAAGGAGAUGAUCAACUUCUAUGACUCUGUGUACGACAAGGCCACGUUGCAAUCUCUCUCCGACAUGGACAAAGAGAAGACAAAGGCAGCUGCCUCUGUGCUCAAGAUCUUCCACGAGACGCUGAGUUGCUGUGGUAAAGGAAUAGGAACUGGGGUCUUCACGUUCCUCACAGACAAGCUUGGUCUGACUGAUGUGUGCCCCUCUGGUGGAGCUUCAACCAAUUGCCACAGCAGGAUCAACGAAUUGUUCUCAGAUAAGAUUUAUCUGAUCGGUAUCGCUGCUCUGGUGGUUGCAGUUAUUAUGAUCUUCGAGAUGAUCUUCAGUAUGGUGUUGUGCUGCGGGAUCCGCAACAGCCCGGUCUAUUAAAAAGUAACGGGUCAUUUUGGCCAAUGAAGGAAGGGCGACCUCACCGUCUCCAUCUCAUUCUCUCUCUCCUCUUCUUCUUUUUCUAAGCAGCAAACGUCACAUAUAUAGCUUGCUGGAUUUAGUCAGCUCUUUGAGAAGACUACGUAGAACAUCCUCCAUUGAGCUCUUUUUUAUUACACUGUCAAUGAUUUUUUUUUUUUUUUUUAGUCACAGAUGUUGUUAUGCAUAUUUGACCAGUGCUAUUCUAACCUGAUAUGUAGAUAUUAUAUCACAUUAUGUCACACGUGAUUUACAUGUACCAUCUCGGUGUAGCUGGUGCUUUAAUCUUUUAGUGUUGAAUUAGUUGUUUACUGCUUCCUCCCCCCAUGAACAUGCCCUUAUAUUCUUGGUUUUAAGGAUUUUUUUUUUCACUGUUUUAUGUAUAAACUGUACAUACAUAUAUAUAUUAACAGUGCUUUAUGACAGCCUGAGCAUGAAUAUUGUAUUACAGUCUUCUUCUGUAUUCUUCCUGCACUCUUUUCUUGUUUGCCUUGCUCUAGACUGAACCAGAUGAUGGUGUUAAAGACUGGCACUACUGUUGGCCUCACUAUGUCAGAGAGAACAUACACACACUAACACACACACUGUCCUACAGACCAUACUCUAUGAUGUCUGCAGGACUCUUGGGAGAUGGAACCAAAUUUCUAAUGACCCGAUGUCUGUCUGUUUUGGCUCCAUGAGGUUAUUUGUUAAGUUGUCUUUGGCUGUUUGUUUAUCACGUGUCCAGAAUUGUCCGAGACCUCAGCUGCAUCAAUCAUUUUAAAGAUUUGAAGUUGCUUAAAGUUGCAAUUAUUCUUACAAACCAUCCAUUGGCAAGUUUGAUCCAAAAACACAAAUUUCUCCGAUUCGGCUCUGAAUGAAUCACAACUAAACAUUUUGUCAAUGUGAUUUUAAAAAGAGGACAUAUCAGUAGUAAACCUCUUUUAAAAACAGAAAUAAUAGGUAUGGUGUUAUCAUGGCAAUCUAACUGAGAAUCAUCAUUUUACCUUAAAAAUGAGGUUGAAAUGUUUGUGGAAACUAGUGAUGAUUCCAUGCAAGGAAAGAUGCAUCUAAAUUUAAAAGGUUUUAUGCAACUGUGCACUUAUUUGUGGAGGUAAUAUGCUUAAAUGAGCAGUGUGUGUAAGAUUUAGGGGCGAUGUAUUGGCAGAAAUGGAAUAUAACAUUCAUAAGUAUGUUUUCAUUCUUGUAUAACGGAGCCCGCCAUGUUUGCACCACUGUGUUUCUACAGUAGCCCAAACGGGCAAACCAAACACUAGCUCUGUAGAGGGCUUUCAUAUUUUUUUCAUGUUUCGCGGCCAUUGUAGGUUCUCCUAAAUGCUUCAAAGUGGAGGACGAGGAAAGGUGUAUUCACUUGCAAUUUUCAACCUUGUCACUAAAUCCUACACACUGGUCCUUUAACGCUAUAGUUGUUUCCUUAAUCAAAGGAGUUUCAGUGAAAUAUGACCCAUAACAUUAACACCUAAUGUGACUGUCGGCAUGAGAUGCACCUGUUGCAUUCAUGUAUCAUGUUUUGUGCUUUUUCCAAAAAACUCAUUUCCGUCCACACUUAAGCCAUCACUGUCCCUGGUUGCUCAGCUCUCAGCCUUGCUUAUAGUGUCACUCACAGAGGAAACGCAUGCAAAACUGUAGCUAGUGUAGCAGUGGAAAAAGCCUCAGUUUGGUGUUUGGAAUCUGAACCUGGGUUGCCUUGUCUGGUUAAGUCUAGCCAAAUCUCAUCUAACCUGUCAUUUGUACUGUCGCGUUUGUGUGUGCACAUACAGAACACGGGUGAACACAAUACCGUGAACACAGUUAAACACAGUUUAACUGAACUGUGUCAGACGCUGAGAUGUAUGGAGGCUUGUGCCGGCCAGAAAAAUAAGAAUCGGUGAUGAUUGUGAUAAUUCACUUUCUUGUUUGAGGUGAAAGGAGAAAAAUAAUGCCACUUUUUACGUUUGAUAUAAAGCUAGAAUCAGCAGGAGAUUAGAUUAGUUUAGCAUAAUGACAAGAAGCAGGGCGAAAAAGUAAUGGUCCUUACAAAAUAUCACAUUUUCUCAAUGGAUGCAUUGAAUCUUGUUUGUUUUAAUCUACGCACCAACAGAAAUGUAAAACAACACUGUGGUUUUAGGGUGGUGGGAUGCCAGGCCAAGAAAUGUAUGUUCAUGAUAUUGUGCCUGUUUGGUCUGUCUCAGGCUGAUUGCAGUAGUGGUAUGUGUACCAGCAGAGGGCAGCGAACUCAUGUUAAAUACUACAGAGUCAUCCACAAAUCAGCUUUCACCACCUGCUGAAAUUCAGCCAAUCAGAAAGCUCCCAAAAGGGCAACUAAACAUACCGAUUACCCAGCUGCCUCUGACAAAUGACACCGAACCGCUCAGUGUUCUAUGUUUCGCACGUCAUAAACACACACUCACUUUUAGCCAUAUCAUCUUGUGUAACCAUUCAUAUUAUCACAACUUUUGUCAACCAACUAAAACCUUGUCUUGUUAAUGUGUCAUGCUGAGAAAGUGAAAGUGUCUUGUAAUAUUUACAGCUCUGAAAUAUUGUACUAAAAAUCAUGAAGGCUGUAAAAGGACGAUGUCUGCCUUUUUUUCUCUUUGUAUUGUGAUAUCUUUGUCUGGUACGUCGUCAAAGGAGUGAACAGAGGGUGGAAGAUUUUGUGGCAGUGGCGACUGAGAUGAAAUCAAACAUUUAACACAACAGCCUAUUUCUUCCCCCAGAAAUCAUUGAAAAUAGUAUUACAACCUACAUCAGUCCAGUAAUAGCCAAACUGUGUUCCUCUGAAAGUAUUGUCCAUGUUGCUGCCUUUUGAACUUGGUUACUCUCAGAAUUCACUGCCACUUCAGUCUCAACCCUCUCUACUCUUGUAGACUGUGGUUUGCCCAAGUAUAAAGGGAUUAAAUGUAUUUUACAAAUAAACAA
Molecule: messenger RNA, 3746 nt
Organism: Scomber scombrus (Atlantic mackerel)
Lineage: Eukaryota; Metazoa; Chordata; Actinopteri; Scombriformes; Scombridae
Gene: cd81a
Product: CD81 molecule a
Exons: 8
Coding region: 84-809 (241 amino acids)
Cellular component (GO): membrane
Source: RefSeq, a predicted model, not a curated record